AUGGUUCGGAUCCUCGUGUCCCACUUGAUGGAGCGCUUCGGAGAGAAUCCUACUUCAGGUACCAAGGCAUUGCUGGCGUCAUCGAUAGUGGAGCAGUUUCCAUGCCUGAGAGACUGCCAAGGCAGCGGCUAUGAUGCGUGGUUCACCCCGGGGAAGAACCAUAAACCAGCAACUGGGUUUCUGGAGGAGCGCCUCCGCAACGUGCGCAAGCAGCUCCACCGAGGCCAGCGGCAGAAUUCUGCAGCAGCAACACCACAGCAGGACACACCAGACACGUUGCCAGAAUCAGCUUGGAGAACGGAAAGUGAUGUCUACACACCGGAACCAGAAGUUUCUACAGAGCAAAACAUUUCCCUGGAGCACAUAGCCACAUUUAACAUCCGUGAGAUCCUCAAUAAAGCACCAAAUGGAAAACACCUGGUCGCCAGUCUUGAGGAAAAUGGCUUCAUUUCCCACCCUGAGAGAUCGAUCCAUGGUUCGGAUCCCUGGGUGUCGAAACUUGAUGGAAUGCUUCGAGAGAAUCCUACUUCAGGUACCAAGGCAUUGCUGGCAUCAUCAAUAAUGGAGCAGUUUCCAUGCCUGAGAGACUCCCAAGGCAGCGGCUAUGAUACGUGGUUCACCCCGGGGAGGAACCAUAAACCAGCCACUGGGUUUCUGGAGGAGCGCCUCCGCAACGUGCGCAAGCGGCUCCACCGAGGCCAGCGGGGGAACUCCGCAGCAGCAACACCACAUCAGGACACACCAGACACGUUGCCAGAAUCAGCUUGGAGAACAAAGAGUGAUGUCUACACACCGGCACCAGAAUUUUCUGCAGAGCAAAACAUUGCCUUGGAGCACAUAGCCACAUUUAACAUCCGUGAGAUCCUCAAUAAAGCACCAAAUGGAAAACACCUGGUCGCCAGUCUUGAGGAAAAUGGCUUCAUUUCCCACCCUGAGAGACGAUCCAUGGUUCGGAUCCUCGUGUCGAACUUGAUGGAAUGCUUCGGAGAGAAUCCUACUUCAGGUACCAAGGCAUUGCUGGCAUCAUCAAUAAUGGAGCAGUUUCCAUGCCUGAGAGACUCCCAAGGCAGCGGCUAUGAUGCGUGGUUCACCCCGGGGAGGAACCAUAAACCGGCAACUGGGUUUCUGGAGGAGCGCCUCCGCAACGUGCGCAAGCGGCUCCACCGAGGCCAGCGGCAGAACUCUGCAGCAGCAACACCACAGCAGGACACACCAGACACGUUGCCAGAAUCGACCAUAACUACAGAGCGGGCCAUACAGUUGACGGAGUGGCUGAAAAAUAAUACGUGGCCCCCGUCGCAGGUUAAUGAGGUCAUGCUGCAGACUGCCGUUCACAGGGCCCAGUGGAUCCGUGCAGACAAAGCAAGACCAAUACAAGACAUUAUUGCUGAGUUCCCACGUUUAGUGGACACCCCAGACAUGAUUUCUCAGGAUUUCUCAGUCCUAUACCCUGAGUCCUCUGGGAGGUUAAAAGAGAACUGGUGCAUUGUGUACGCGGAGAAGAUCAUUCGCAUGGCCAGGACAGAGAGGACAAACAGCCUUCUCACCAACAUAGAUCUGCUCCCCACUGACAAACGAGGGGAUAUUGCAUUGCAGUUGUUGCCUGUGCUGCUUCGACCUUCGCCAUAUAAGGUUGGGAAGAGAGUGUUCCGGCACAGCAGUGUGGAGUGCCAGAAUGCCUUCAUUAACACGCAGCCGAUCGGAAUGACCAUGGCCGACUACCUCACUGCAUCUGCAGCAGAGUACCCAUAUGUUCUCAUGUUGGGGGAGGAAUAUGACUGCUCACAAGUGUUUGUGGUCAUUAAUGGGAUCCCGCUGGAGCACCAGUCUCUUCUGAGUGCUGUUGACGCCUGCUUUAAAGCCUUUUUCAUACUUCAGCUUCAGUAUCCGAAACCAUGUGCUCAGGUUUGGGAGUUUAUCCAGACUGUCGUCUUUGGCAUCCCUGGACACGAGUCAAACACAGUUAAAUUAAUGAGAUCGCAGCUUUCUGCAUAGGAGUUUACCGGACAUUUUGUUGGCCGAUUUAAGGGAACUGAUGAUUUUCUUUGGCAGGAGUUACUGUAUGUUUAUACACAUGACCAGUAUAGAUGGCCUUCAUUCUAACUGUGAGUUUCCUUGAUAUGUUACUUAAAUGUGUUUCCUUAGUUAAGGCAGGAGAGAAAAUCUUAAAUCUCUGUCUGAAGUGUUAUUUUUGUUGCAUGAUUUAGUAGUUAGACAUACACCCCAAGAGUAUUUAGUUCUGUUUAGUGUUUUCAUUUUACCUGAAUAUAUUUUCAUGUACCAAUCUACUGUACGUGAAAGAAGCUAGAUGGUUGGGUUUUCAAUGUUUAAUGAAUCAAUUUUCUACAAAUUUCUAGAAUUUUUUUUUUUUUUUUUGCUGUUUCCUGUUGCCAAGGGGUAACUCAAUAAAAUUAGAGAGGGUUCCGGUGAUAUCCUUUGGGCAAUUAUCGAUAUUCAGCCUUUCUUGUUCAAUGUGAAUAUAAGGCAAGUUUGCCACUGAGCAUGCUCCUCUGAAUAUGAAUGCAUAGUGGGCUAUACAAUUCUGCAGCUAAAACCACACUGACAGGCUGACAGUUACAGUAGGAGUAGGGUAAAUCAGGCCGCUCAAACUUAACAUGUCAUGAGGUAACACCCUACGCAGUAAGCACACACAAUCCACAAUUUUUGAACUCUACAUGCCAUCUGGAUUUAUUUGUUUUCAGAUGUUUUUUUUUUUAUUUUGUAUGUAGGCUAACUUAGAAUAUAUACUGACAAGUUCACAUCUCAGUCCAGAAGAUGGCGAUACUGCACGUUUGCAAACUGACAAUAAAAGUCGCAGAAGAAGAAUCGCUCACUACUCAAACAGGAAGUAAACUUAAUUUCGAGUUGCUAAUAUACCUUGGCAGCUGAAACAUGCAAAAUAAGAAUGUUUUCCGAUAUCAAAAGCAAAUGCGAUCUACAUCGGAUCAUUGUUGUGUCCCGCUGUGCUCUGUGUCGUCCAGAUACAACUCACUUGUGAGUUUUCAUGCAUUUCCAGUGAAGGAGGACAUCAGACAAAAAUGGAUCGUUAACAUCAGGAGGGAUGACUUCCAAGUUACUAAACACACAAAGGUGUGUAGUGUCCAUUUCACACCCGAUGAUUUCAAAGCCGAUGCUUUUAAGGAAGGGGCUCGAAAGAGGAGACGUCUUAAAAAAGGUGCUGUCCCUACACUGUUUGAGUGCCGUGAUAAAGUACAACAGCCGAAUGAAGGUGGAAGGAAACCAAAUCGGGUGCGGAACCGUGAACAAGUGCAGUUUUCUAGGCUAGGUGGCAGGGAACCUCAACCAAAUCGGGUGCGAAACCGUGAGCAAAUGCAGGCGCCGAGGCAAGGUGACAGGGAACCAAAUCGGGAGCGGAACCGUGAGCAAGCGCAGCUCCCGAGGUUAGGUGUCAGGGAAACAAAUCGGGUGCUCCAAAAGCAAGAGCGACUACUGCCCACUGACUCGGGCUUAGAUCAAGACUUUAAUCAGGUAGAGAUGACUGGGCAUGAUUAUUGUUCAGUUCCCGAAGCUGCAGCUCUGGACAUGGCAUUACAUGAAAAUGAGAAGCUGAAAAGGGAGGUUGAAGAUCUACGGAAGCAGUUGGACCAGACCAAGAUUCUAAGUCGUUUAGGUCUGCAGAGAUUUGCUGGGUCCGAUCAUACAGUCUAUGGGUCUGAUGAGGACAUUCACUUUUACACAAGUACAGAUGAGGUUGUGGUGAAGUUGGAAUGCCUGCUGCAGCUGUUCCAGAAGUGCUUGGGUUGCAGCAGCAAAUGCAGCAUCAGUAUGAAGCGCGAGGGAAGAAUCUUCUGCAUGACUCAGAAGUGCCAGCAGUGUCACUACAGCAGGAUGUGGACCAGCCAUCCACCUGACCAGCUCAUCAGAGACCCAGCAGGCAACCAGGAGGUGAGAAAUAUAGGCUUCCAAACAUCUGAUGCUUCGAAUGUUAAGCCAGAAGUCCACAAAGGCUACUGCGAAACGCGUUCCUUUCUCUCUGCGGAUGAGGUAGCGGUUGUGAAAAUAAAAGAGGAAGAGUUUGAAGUUGAAGUAAACGAAGCGCAUGAGGACAAAGUCAGAGCUGUAGAAGAACAUAGAGAAGAUGAAGGAGUAGGAGAUGCCGAGAUGGAGGUGCAGAUGAGUCCAGUGUGUUGACUGAGGCUGAGAUGGCUUUGACCCACACUAUAGUAGAGGUGAAUGAUCUAGUUAACCACACAUCUGCUGCCUCAGGCAACAAGUCAAAUGACCAAAAAAAAGACUGUGAUUUCACACUCUCUGGGGAAGAGAUGACUGUAGAAAAAACGGAAGAGAAAAGUGGUGAAGUCAAGCCCACCGUCUGUCCCAGCUGUGGCCAAAGUUUUUUCGUUGAAGUUGGUCUCUAGGCACACACCAGUCGAAUCCACAAUGAGAAGUACUUGCUCACCUGCUGCGACUGCCUCAAUGCCUUUAAAUCACCUGAAGCCAAACAGGAGCAUGAAGACAGUCGCAGAGUUGCCCUCACCACUCCCUGGGCUUAGGAGCUUUGCCAGGAAUUCUUCAGGAAGAGGAACUUGAUGACGUUUGUUUCUGUUGUGUUGGUAUACGAGGUCAGAGGAUUGUGUUUUUCCUUUGUCUGUCACAAUGAUGAGGCAGCAUGAACAUGGCAUCACAAGGUGUUCAAAGAGGAUGCCCUACAGGAAGGGGCUGGGGGAGCUGUCUGUUGGAAAAGUUGUUGUGAAUACUGUAUAUGUUAUAGUUUUGUUUUUACAAUAUUUUGUUUCUGUAAAAAUAAAUGUUUCAAAUGUU
This is a messenger RNA of Alosa alosa (allis shad), 4782 nucleotides long. RefSeq lists its product as uncharacterized. NCBI's taxonomy places the organism in Eukaryota, Metazoa, Chordata, Actinopteri, Clupeiformes, Clupeidae. The coding region runs from base 1 to 1995 and encodes 664 amino acids. The transcript has 18 exons. The record is from RefSeq and is a predicted model, not a curated record.